Messenger RNA from Colletotrichum siamense, 1422 nucleotides. RefSeq names its product putative transporter. The transcript has 6 exons. The coding region runs from base 1 to 1422 and encodes 473 amino acids. Gene Ontology annotation, biological process: transmembrane transport. The record is from RefSeq and is a predicted model, not a curated record. Gene Ontology annotation, cellular component: membrane. Gene Ontology annotation, molecular function: transmembrane transporter activity. NCBI's taxonomy places the organism in Eukaryota, Fungi, Ascomycota, Sordariomycetes, Glomerellales, Glomerellaceae.
AUGGGCAGGAUAAGUUUCGCCAGCAAAGAUGUCUCUGUCGAGACGGUCGAGAAGGGCACAGUGGUCCCGGAUUCACCACUUUCGCCAACCAGGCCGCCGGAGGAAAUUGCCAUGGAGCAGCCAGAAUGGAGGGCCACUGAGAAGAGCCUCGUGAGGAAGUUGGACAUGUCGUUGCUACCAGUGGUCUGGACAUUGUACAUGUUCAACUUUCUCGACCGGAACAACCUGGCACAGGCGAAAUUGAACGGUUUCGAGAAGCACCUGGGCCUUGUGGGGAACCAGUUCAACACUGCUGUGUCGGUAUUCAACGUCGGGUAUAUGACCGCACAGCUGCCGUCCAACAUGCUCAUAACACGGGUCCGGCCGAGCAUAUAUAUCCCCUGCUGCGUGAUUCUGUGGUCAUGCGUAUCCGCUUCAACGGCAGCGGCUAAGGACUUUUCGAGUUUGGCGGUCAUCCGAGUCUUCUUGGGCGUGGUUGAAGCGCCUUUCUUCCCGGGGGUCAUCUACAUCCUGUCAUGCUGGUACACCCAGAAGGAGCUCGCCUUCCGUACCGCGAUCCUUUACUCUGGCAUGCUCGUGGCCACCGCCUUCGCAGGGCUCAUCGCCGCCGCCGUGUUCGCGCAUCUAGACGGCGUCCGCGGGCUGGAGGGGUGGCAGUGGCUCUUCAUCAUCGAGGGGGCGGGCAGCUUUGCGUCGGCCUUCACCGCGCUUGCGUUUCUGCCGGAUUACAUCGGGAGCAAGACCGGGGUCUGCUCGUGGCUGAUGAGCGAGGAGGAACUGAGGGUUGCGAAGAUGAGGAUGGACGCCGACCGGGUGACGGUGCCGGAGGAGAAGGGGACUGUAUGGCAUGGACUAAGGCUUGCUGUUACGGACAUCAAGACAUGGGGGUUUGUCUGCUUGAAUGUCUUUUUCCUCUCUUGUCACGGGCUGACGAGCUUCUUCCCUACGAUCGUCCAGGGGUUCAAGCUGGGCUCGAACACGAUCGCGCUCGUGCUCACGGCGCCGCCCUACCUUCUAGCCGCCGUCGUCAGCAUCGGGGUCGCCAUGUCCAGCGACAGGCGGGGCGAGCGCGGCCUUCACAUCGUGGCCCCCUUGUGCGUCGCCAUGAUCGGGUACAUCAUCACGGCCUCGACGGUCAACAGUCCCGUGCGGUACUUUGCCAGCUUCCUCUUCGUGCCGGGGGCAUUCGCGCCGACGGGCUUGAUCUUCAGCUGGGCCGCGAGCACGCUGAGCGCCACCCCCGAGAAGAGGGCCGCGGCGACGGCGCUCGUGUGUCUGCUGGCGCAGCUGGGGGGAAUCUGGGGGCCAUACUUCUUCAGGCCGCAGGAUAGUCCGCGCUACUUGCUGGCGUUUUGUCUGAUGCUCAUGUUCUCAUGUCUUACGGUGGGCAUGGUGUUUGUGAUGAGGCUCGCGUUGAAGUGA